This is a messenger RNA of Colletotrichum orchidophilum, 3117 nucleotides long. RefSeq lists its product as uncharacterized. The transcript has 6 exons. Gene Ontology annotation, molecular function: DNA-binding transcription factor activity. The record is from RefSeq and is a predicted model, not a curated record. Bases 1 to 3117 code for a protein of 1038 amino acids. Gene Ontology annotation, biological process: regulation of DNA-templated transcription. NCBI's taxonomy places the organism in Eukaryota, Fungi, Ascomycota, Sordariomycetes, Glomerellales, Glomerellaceae.
AUGCGUAAACCGGUGCAGUUUCUGGCUCCCAAGGACGUCAAGGAUGACAAUGCAGAGGUUCGCACAGUGACAUUCACAAACGAUGCGACGAGUACUGAUGCAGUCCCUCAGGUCUGGCAUAUCCCACAGACUGGCGAGGUGUUUGCCCAGUAUGAGGAUUACCUCACUAGAAUGGAUUUCUACAAACAGCGGCGCUUCAUCUGCCAGAUCACAGGGCACUCGGGCCUGACGUUUUUCGAAGCACUCAAGAGCGAACUUGCCGGUGCCGAGGAGGUGGAGCAAGCCUUUCCCGAAGCCCUCAAGGGCCCCGUCCUGCGUCGUGUCCAGUUCCAAACGGUUUCACGAAUCGAUGCGCUUGUCGACUUGGUGUAUGAGGAGUUUAGGGCGGAUUACUACCCCGGCGAGGCCGUGACCGUCAGCACGGCGGAGAGCGAAAGAUUGCAGGGAGUCGUGCGAGAGAAGACCCGGUUCGGCGGCAAGGUCCUGCCAGACGGCACCCAAACCGCCCCGUACACCCGUUAUACGGUCAGCUUGGAGGAUCGCCCGGGAGUCGAGGCCGUGGUCGACGACGACCACAUCUUCCGCGAUCGCAAGAUCUUUACAAAGUCGGUUCUGCGCUCGUUCAUCAAGAAGACGGUGACGCGCGAGGCAUGGAACGGGGCCCCCUGGCUCGUGAAGCACGAUGUAGCGGCGCAGUACCACAUUGACUCCCGGGUCCCGCCUCACCUGCGCUACGAUACCAAGCUGAUGGAGAGGAAGCAGCUGCAGGCCCAGAAGCGAGCCAGCCAGACUCCGACGCAGGACGGCACCGGCACCAACGGCGUCAACGGCGCCAUGCAGAACGGCCCUGCGCGGCUGCCCGAGCUGAAGCCCGCACCCAAGAGUCAAAAGGGCAAGCAUCAAUCGCCAGACUUCCCGCAAGGCCAGAAUGGCUCUCCCAACAUGAUGGGAGGUUCCGAGGCUGGCAUAUUCCACGCCCCGCCGCACAAGAACCCCUUCCAGCUGCCGCUCAACUUUCGGAAUCAACCGCUGCCGCAUUCAAUGACGGCGCCCGAACCCCCGCCGCCGCCGCCACCACCAAAGUACCCCAUUGAGGAUCUCCAGGUGCCUCUGAGGGAGGGUGUCGUCAGGCCCGCCUUGACCUUCCUCUGCAACGACCCUCCGACGGCGUCCGACGUCGCUGUGAAUGGCAACGCCAGUAUACGCGACAAGCUGUCGAUGAAGUGUAUUGGUUCAUUUUUGGAGACGUGGGAUACCCUCAACGUGUACUGCGAGAUUUUCAAGCUCGACUCCUUUACGUUUGACGACUUUGUGGAAGCCAUGUCUGUCGCAUCGGAGGAGACAAAGGUCCAGCUGUUUGAGGAAAUCCACUGUGCAGUCCUGAAGCAGAUUGUCAGCGCCGAGGCAGACGGCGGCAAGGUAAACGUUCAGCUGCCCGAGCUGGAGGACGAAGAGGAGGAUUCUGAGGAAGAAGAGGAUGAGGAGGAGACCAAGGAGCCAACCCCGGAAACCGAUCGACCGCCUGCGCGAGCCACACGAAGCAGUCUCGCCAAGGCCGAGGCGGAGAGACUACUCGCAGAGGCGAGGGCUGCUGAAAAGGAAAGCCAGAAUGUGGAGCCCGAGAUCAAGCACCGCGCCGAGGAUUUGCUCGAGGAGUACGAUUGGAUCGAGGAGCUCAGGAAACGCAAUUUCCAAAACGGUGGCUGGGAGAGGAUCGUCGUCGGUCUGCUCCACCAGCUCUCAAAGAACGAGAGGAUGGAAGAGGCAUGCGAAGAUUUGCUCGCCCAGCUUUGUCCGCCUGACGAAGACCCCACGCAGGAGACGGUGCGGGAGCACUACGCCAGCCUCGACGUCAACUACCGUGUGCAGGCGCUACAAAUCAUCUGCCUGCUCACGACGCAGACCAAGGCUAUGCGCACGUACAUGGAAGAAUGCAGCGAGCAAAUGACGGCGUUCCGCAAAGAGAAGAUUGACUGGCAGCGGCAAAGGAAGCAGGCCAUUGAGGAACUGCGUGCGCUCAACGACCAGCGUAAGAUUAUGCUCCCUGACAACAUGCCGCCAUCGCCGCCUCCUGAGCAAAAGGCAGACGAGGACGUCAAGAUGACUGACGCGGACGAGUCAGCAGCCGACGCCGAAGACGAGGUGGCCGACUCUGACGACGAGGGAGCCCCUCGCAGGAACUUUCGACGCGCCAACGACCGUGCCGCAGAAAGGCAACGCAAGCGCAAGGCGGAGCAGGAGCGGAAAGAAAAGGCUGCUGAAGCCGCCAAGGUGCCCAAACAGUCGAAGCAGUUCUUAAAGGUCCUCAAGGACAUCCAGAAGAAGGAAGAGUUUAUCAAAAAGUGCGAAGACGAGAUCGCCGUCAUCGACAACGACCUCCGCGAAGCCGACUGUGGCCGGACCCGGGUCUUGGGUAAGGACCGAUUCUGGAACCGGUACUAUUGGUUUGAGCGCAACGGCAUGCCGUACGGAGGGCUCCCAGACAGCUCGACCGCUGCCGCCGAGUACGCCAACGGUUGCAUAUGGGUGCAAGGGCCCGACGAUCUGGAGCGCGAGGGCUACAUUGACACCGACCCCGAGUACCAGGCCGAGUACCAGAAAAAGUUCGACAUGACGGUGCCCGAGCGGAAGAAGCUGGAAGAGGGCCCCACCAGCGUGUUCAACGCCCACCAAUGGGGCUACUACAGCGAGCCGGAGCAGGUCGACGAGCUCCUCAAGUGGCUGGAUCCCCGCGGGUUCAACGAAUUCCGGUUGAGGAAAGAGAUUGUGGCUUUCCGCGACAAGAUUGUUCAGCACAUGGAGAACCGCAAGACAUAUCUCGCCAUCGCGGGGCCUGAGGAGCAGGAGGAGGAGGAGGACAAGGAGGAGAAGAAGGGGGGCAAGAGGCGGGACUCGAAGCGCAUGAGCACGCGAGGUCGCCAGCACGAGCCGACGCCCGAACCCACAAACUACCGCUGCUUCGCGUGGGAAAACACCACGGCGAUGGAGGAGCUCGGCCAUCUCCACUCGGAGCCGCCGCCGCCCCCGAGACCCAAGAAACAGGCGGCCAAGAAGCGACAGGCCGUCGAGCCGUCACCCGAACCUGCGCCUGCGCCCAAGACGAGACGGCGCAAGUAG